Molecule: messenger RNA, 1994 nt
Organism: Haliotis rubra (blacklip abalone)
Lineage: Eukaryota; Metazoa; Mollusca; Gastropoda; Lepetellida; Haliotidae
Exons: 3
Coding region: 776-1804 (342 amino acids)
Source: RefSeq, a predicted model, not a curated record
CUGCCACCCGGUCACGUGAGUAUUAUACACAUUGUUAUCUGGAUCUCAACAGUUCGUCCUGCACAAAACGCACGUAACCCGCGGAUGUAGUAUUAUUUCACUACCAUUUCCCCUGGCGCCAACUGUCAUCCAAAACCACAAUGCCAUCCUUUCGUCAAACGUCUAUGGUGUUUCUCAUGGGUGCUGGUGCUCUCUGCAUGCUGGUCGUGGAACACGUUUUCCUGCCUCAUUUCUCAUACAGGGUGGUUGAUGACAGCAGGACCGUCGUUUCAAUGUCUGCUAUCAAUGCUGAGGGACCUCCAGUACACGUAAAUGUAGAUCCUAACAUACCGUUUCAGUCCGAUAAACGUCCGAUCGAUAGACCGUCAUCUAGAUCCGCUUCUAGUCCUGGUAAAACUUUAGUGUACAGAUUCAACGGAAGAGAGAUGCAGCAGCUUCACGAGUUCUGCACAUGGACAGUUCACGUUGACUGUGUUACUCUGAAGACAACAUCUGGAGAGACACCGAUCCAUGUACACGACAUCGUGAUUGAUAAGUAUGUUUCUAAGACCAUUAAAGAGACGGGAUCGUGGGAGCCCGUAAACGUCAAUCUCAUUUUGACAGAAUUAAAAAAGGAUCCUGAACUUGGCUUCAUGGAUUUAGGGUCUCACGUUGGCGCCUUCUCUCUGUCUGUGGCCAAGUUUGGGAGGAAGGUGAUAUCUGUGGAUCCGCUCAUAGAGAAUGUCAAGAGACUGUUUUUCACCAGCAGAGAUUCAGCAGGUGAUCAGAGGGCACUAUGGCAUCAAUCCGUCAGUCUUAUGUGUUUCUGCUGGUGGUCGCUGGCGCUUUCACCAUGCUCUCUUUUGAACACAUAGUUCUGCCUUACUUCUCAUACAAGGUGGUUGAAAACAGCGGCUCCGUCGCUUCAAUGUCUCAGGGAACACCAGUAGACGUUGCAAACGAUAACAGCGGGACUAAGUCGCUCAGAUCCGCCCCCAGCCCUGGUAAAACUUUAGUGUACAGAUUCAACGGAAGUGAGAUGCAGCAGCUUUACGAGUUCUGCACAUGGACAGUUCACGUUGACUGUGUUUCUCUGAAGACAACAUCUGGAGAGACACCGAUCCAUAUACACGACAUCGUGAUUGACAAGUAUGUUUCUAAGACCAUUAAAGUGACGGGAUCGUGGGAGCCCGUAAACGUCAAUCUCAUUUUGACAGAAUUAAAAAAGGAUCCUGAACUUGGCUUCAUGGAUUUAGGGUCUCACGUUGGCGCCUUCUCUCUGUCUGUGGCCAAGUUUGGGAGGAAGGUGAUAUCUGUGGAUCCGCUCAUAGAGAAUGUCAAGAGACUGUGUAAGUCCAUUCAGAAAGGUGGUUUCACUGACAGGAUGACAAUCAUAUUUAAUCCACUAGGAUUCAAUCACUCCUUCGUAAAUUUCAAGCGUGAAUUUGGCAACGUUGGAGGUACAAGCGUUGUAGCAUCUUCUGGGUCUUCUACUAAAUCCCCGUGCGAGGAACCCGCUGACUCGUAUACAAUAACCCUUGACGAUACAUUACCCUUCCUGCCAUUCAAGAAAGCCGUUUUAAAAAUGGACAUCCAAGAGUUUGAGUAUUAUGUUCUGAGUGGUGCAAAGAGGUUUUUCCAAGAGAUAGAGGUUCCUGCAAUUCUGAUGGAGUGGGUACUUAUGAAAACAGACGUUAAUGGUGAAAAACUGGUAAAACUCUUAGUGGGAAUGAAGUACUCAGCAUACGCUCCAAGUAUUGGCGGCGCGAAACUGGACCCAAGUCAGUACAAAUCCUGGCCAUAUGAUGUGAUAUGGAAGAAAUAGGAACAAUGUCGUUGCAACGCUGUUGACAUACUGAUGGUGUAACGGAAUUGCUGGAAUUUAGCAGAGAUUGCGUUUUGUCUCUGUGGUGUUGAUUGAUUGAAACAUAUUUUAUUCAAUUAAGAAACGGAUUGGGCCCAAGUUAUCCAACUUACAUAAGCCCUCUCUACAUAGUUACAAGUGUAUAUUACAA